This is a messenger RNA of Fragaria vesca subsp. vesca, 2086 nucleotides long. RefSeq lists its product as uncharacterized. Gene Ontology annotation, molecular function: protein binding. The transcript is spliced from 7 exons. Lineage: Eukaryota; Viridiplantae; Streptophyta; Magnoliopsida; Rosales; Rosaceae. The record is from RefSeq and is a predicted model, not a curated record. The coding region runs from base 242 to 1675 and encodes 477 amino acids.
AAAAGGUGAAAGAAAGCACGACGUAUUUUUUAACAUCGUCUCUGCCUUGCCAAUCACAAGCUUCCGACUCACUCGUACUGCUCUCUCCCACUGAACCCCCCUGAACCCCCUCUCCCACUGAACCCCCUCAGUAAAAAAACCCAGAUGAAGAAUCGUACUCGCUUGCAGUACUGAACUGCUCAAAAGUCUCAUGAUCUUUUCGAAAUUUCAAACCCCCACCCAGUAAAAAUCUGUUUCAACAAUGGGAAGUUCCCUUUUCUUCAUCACCAUCGUCACGCUCACAGUCGCUUACACCCUCCAAUUCGAAGCUCAUGCUGCUCCUGCAGGGCCAUUGAUAAAGCACUUGUCUUCCCUUGUCAAGUGGACCAGGGCGGCGUCCGCCAAAGCUCCUCAAUCAGAUGGGAAUGUUGUUCAGUUUGAGAGUGGGUACUUAGUUGAGACUGUCGUGGAAGGAACUAAGAUUGGAGUUGUUCCUUUCAAGAUCCGCAUUUCAGAGGAUGGUGAACUCUUUGCUGUGGACUCUGUUAAUAGCAACAUUGUUCGGAUUGCUCUUCCGUUGUCCCAAUAUAGUAGGGGAAGAUUGGUUGCUGGAUCCUUUGAGGGUUAUACAGGCCACGUUGAUGGAAAGCCAAGUGAUGCUCGUUUCAAUCAUCCAAAAGGUGUAACCAUGGACGAUAAGGGGAAUGUGUAUGUUGCUGAUACCUUGAAUCAUGCCAUAAGAAAAAUUGGAGAAGCUGGUGUGACAACCAUUGCUGGUGGAAAAUCAAAUGUUGCUGGCUACAGGGAUGGACCCAGCGAAGAUGCAAUGUUCUCAAACGAUUUUGAUGUAGUAUAUGUCCAGCCUACUUGUUCCUUGCUAGUUGUUGACAGAGGGAAUGCUGCUCUUAGGCAGAUAUCUCUCAACCAGGAGGAUUGUGAUUAUCAGUACAGUUCAAUCUCUUCCACAGAUGUCCUUCUGGUUAUUGGUGCCGUCUUGAUUGGCUAUGUUACAUGCAUGCUUCAGCAGGGAUUUGGACCUUCUUUCUUCUCGAGAAUGCAGCAACCUUCAGAGAGUGAAACUAAAGAACAUCUGAGCAAUGAAAAAUCCACUCCAGUUGUGGAGAUUGUGAAAGACGACCCGGGAUGGCCAUCUUUUGGGCAGCUUGUAAUUGAUCUAUGCAAGAUUGGACUUGACGCGGUGACAGGCACAUUUCUUCAGUUCAUUCCCUCUCGUUUCGUGCCUGGUGGUUCUCACAAAGGCCUCACACCAUUAAAAGAUUCUCUGAAGAUGCCUGAAGAUGAAGCUGAGACCCCGUUGGUGCACAGGCAAAGCACUCCAGCUCCUCUGUCUGAAACUCGGCAGUCCCAUACUCCCAAUGCAAGCGAUAGAUAUUCAGAUAUGAAGCCCUCAAAGAUAAAGUCAAGUAGUUUUAAAGAUCCCUCUUUGUCAAGCAAGCACCGGUCUUCAAAGCGGCAGGAUUCUGCAGAAUUCUAUGGAUCUGGUGAAAGGUCUAAGAGCCAGAAAGAAAGAACAAGGCAUCGCCAACGAGAUAAGAGUGGAGAUGUAGUUUUUGGGGCUGUUGGGACAGAACCGAAACCUGUGGACAUGAAGACAGCAGCUGCUUAUGACAAUCAGAAGUUUGAUAACUACAAUAUGAGGAGCAGGUAUGGACCUGACAAUUCAUACCGGUUCUAAUCGAACUUCAACAUGGUUGCUACCACUUUUGGACCUGCUAAUUUCCACUAGGUUUUGCCUGAUCUUGAAUGUGUAUCCCUGUAUUCCAUUUGAGCUUCAGCUCGUCUGGAAUUUGAUUUUAUACAGAUAUGUGCUUUUGAGAGAAAAUUAUACUGAUCAUUUGGCUUGGCAUGGGCUCACAAUCAAAGAUUAACUGCAUAGGAUUCUAAUCUGGGGAGCAUAUGCUGCUGUCAUGCUAUUGACCCAUUUGACAUACAGAAGGAUUUUGCUCAGUUUAUUACAUAUCCCAGCUUUUCUUGUCUUUGUGUAAAACACUGUAGAAAAUGUGUACCUGGUCACUUUUUUGCCCCGGCACUUUUAAUUUCAUCACGAGUACUCUUAUACUUACCAAUUUAAAUCAAUUUUGUUCAA